GAAGUCGCAGUGUCGCAGCGUCGCAGCCACUGCAAUCCGAUUUCCAGCCGUUUCACGUUCCAGCAUGGUAAUUUUUUGUAGUCGUGCUCACGCUUCUUUGCGGCUCUUCUUUAUUUGAGUCGGUGAGUUUAAACGUCAAAGGUAUAUAAAGAGGUAUAGUGCAACCGGUGCGAAAAUGGAGAGCGGCAAGGUUACUUACAAGAGAAAGUGUGCCGAAACAGAUGAUCUGAGCAGAGAGGAACUUGUUCAACGCGUAAAGCAGCUAGAGGCUCACGUUAAGCAACUACAAAACGUCAUUUCAAAAGAGCCAACAUCGUUUGUAAGGAAGCAAAAGCAGUUUGAUUUUAAACGAUUCAAAAGGCGACACGUACUUUUGAAAUUCCUCUACUUGGGAUGGCUCUACGACGGAUACGUAGUUCAAGAAGACACGGCAAAUACCGUUGAGGCUGUGUUAUUCGAGGCAUUGCUUCGAACUAAGCUGGUGGAAUGUCGUGAAACGUCCAACUAUCACCGUUGCGGCAGAACCGACAAGGGUGUUUCGGCAUUUAGUCAGACGAUUUCAAUUGACUUGCGGACGAACCUGACUGAUGGCCUAGGGGUAAUCACACCAGAUAACUACACUCCAGAUGCAAAAUCAGAGAAUCGAACGAAGGAGAUUGAAUACGUCAGGAUCCUCAAUGGGGUUCUACCUCCAGAAAUCAGAGUACUGGCGUGGGCACCCGUUGACCCUACCUUUAGUUCUCGUUUUGAUUGCAAGCGACGGAUGUACCGCUACUUCUUUCCCCAAGGGAACCUGGACCUGGAGCGCAUGAAGCAAGGUGCAGCACUUCUUGUCGGUGAACAUGACUUUCGGAACCUGUGCAAAAUGGAUGUAGGCAAUGGAGUGACCAACUUUGUUAGAGUAAUUCUAAGCACGAGACUUUACAAGGUCACCAAGCACGAAAACUCGGAUGAAUGCAAUGUAGGAUAUACCAUGUGGUAUUUGGAAAUUGUUGGACAGGCGUUCUUGUGGCAUCAAAUCCGUUGUAUUGUUGCCGUUUUGUUCCUCAUCGGACGGCGGCUGGAAGAGCCUGAGAUCAUUUCUGAUCUUCUGGAUAUUGAGAAGAACCCUAGGAAACCUCAGUACAGCAUGGCUUCAGAGAUCCCACUUGUUUUAUAUGAUUGCCAGUUCGAAGGCAUUGACUGGGAAUACAGUGUAGAGGAACUGACUAUGGUAACAAAGCAACUUCAGAGGAUGUGGACACAGAUGCAAGUGAAGAGUGAAAUUUUACAUAGCAUGCUGUUGGACAUCACUACAGUUCCAUGCAUGUCCGAAACCCGUGUUACUUCGCAAGCCGACACAUUACAACCGGGUACCAUGCCUCGAGUGUACAAACCGCUUCUGGAAAGGCCUCUUUGUGAGAGCCUAGAAGAAAGGAUUGAACACUUCGCCAAGCGACAGCGACCCAGCGGCUGCUGCGAGAACUUGGAGGCUGAACCCUGUGAUGAUUGAUGUGCCUCACAUGAACUGAAGGAACUGAGUUCAUCAUUCACAUUUUUAGUUUAUAACUCACGUGAAAGGUGUAAACGUGAUUCACGAGGAAAAUGUGAUGCAUUCUCACUGCAUGUUUUUAUUACACUUUCUCAUUAACACAUUUUUCCUGUUCAUACCUUUUCAUCUAACAUCAACAAAACAUCAACAUCAUGCACUCCAUCUCACUGUAAUAUAUCCAUUCCAUGUUGGAGUGGUUGACGCAAAGAUAUGUCAUCUUCUACAACAGAUGUUGAUGUAUAUCAUGUGUGAGUGUGGGCUACGGAGUUUGCUGCACAUUUAAAUCGGGGGCAGGACGGUAAAAUCGAGAUAGAAAAAUACUGCUUAGCAGAAAUACUGGCCAUAAAUUCUAGUGCAGGGCAACGAAAAGAGCACAGAUAUUAUGUACAUAUUGAUGAUACUUAUCGUGAUUUUUCUCAUGACAUUGUUUACAACCUUAUAGGUGUAGUUGUAGUAAUCAUAUUACAAGCGAUGUGAAGUUGCGGGCCUUUCAAUGUUGGAGCUACCACCGUCAGCAACAGUACAGAGCUAUAGAUGAUACAGGGCAUGUUCAUGUUGUCCUGUGUUUUCAUAUGCAGCCGCAUAUUUAUUGCAGUAGCUGUUUUCUUCAGUUUCCGUUUGACCGUCUGUUGAAAUAACAGUAAACAGCCACAACAUUA
Ornithodoros turicata is the source of this 2190-nucleotide messenger RNA. RefSeq names its product tRNA pseudouridine(38/39) synthase-like. Gene Ontology annotation, biological process: mRNA pseudouridine synthesis; tRNA pseudouridine synthesis. The coding region runs from base 176 to 1492 and encodes 438 amino acids. Gene Ontology annotation, cellular component: cytoplasm; nucleus. Gene Ontology annotation, molecular function: RNA binding; pseudouridine synthase activity. NCBI's taxonomy places the organism in Eukaryota, Metazoa, Arthropoda, Arachnida, Ixodida, Argasidae. The record is from RefSeq and is a predicted model, not a curated record. The transcript has 12 exons.